Vanderwaltozyma polyspora DSM 70294 is the source of this 459-nucleotide messenger RNA. It is a transcript of the gene YNK1, whose product is annotated as nucleoside diphosphate kinase. The record is from RefSeq and is a predicted model, not a curated record. The transcript has a single exon. NCBI's taxonomy places the organism in Eukaryota, Fungi, Ascomycota, Saccharomycetes, Saccharomycetales, Saccharomycetaceae. Bases 1 to 459 code for a protein of 152 amino acids. Gene Ontology annotation, biological process: CTP biosynthetic process; GTP biosynthetic process; UTP biosynthetic process. Gene Ontology annotation, molecular function: nucleoside diphosphate kinase activity.
AUGUCUAACACUGAAAGAACUUUUAUUGCUGUUAAGCCAGAUGGUGUUCAAAGGGGUUUAGUCUCCAAGAUCUUGUCUCGUUUCGAAGAGAGAGGUUUCAAGUUGGUUGGUCUUAAAAUGAUCAAUGCUUCUCAAGAUUUGUUGGACCAACAUUAUGCUGAACAUGUUGGCAAGCCAUUCUUCGCUAAAAUGACUGCAUUCAUGAGAUCUGGUCCAAUUGUAGCUACCGUAUGGGAAGGUAAGGAUGUCGUCAACCAAGGUAGAAGAAUCUUGGGUGCUACUAACCCAUUAGACAGUGCUCCAGGUACUAUCAGAGGCGAUUUUGCAAUUGAUUUAGGUAGAAACGUCUGCCAUGGUAGUGAUUCUGUCGAAAGUGCUAACCGUGAAAUCAAUUUGUGGUUCAAAAAGGAAGAAUUAGUAAACUGGGCUUCUGUCCAAGCUACUUGGAUCUACGAAUAG